This is a messenger RNA of Exophiala xenobiotica, 1318 nucleotides long. RefSeq lists its product as uncharacterized. Gene Ontology annotation, cellular component: cytoplasm. Lineage: Eukaryota; Fungi; Ascomycota; Eurotiomycetes; Chaetothyriales; Herpotrichiellaceae. The record is from RefSeq and is a predicted model, not a curated record. The transcript has a single exon. The coding region runs from base 139 to 837 and encodes 232 amino acids.
AAGAAUUCCACACAAUUAAGUGCUAUCUGGCUGCAAGGGGGGAACUACUUGCUACAGUGGGCAGCAACAUGACUUCUUUAUUAAGAUAAAUCUGCAAGCGCCUUGAGGCUUUGAGGGUUUCAUUUGGACAAGGACAAAAUGGAUCCAAGUCACAACAAGAACCACCAUGACCCGAAGCAAAAUCUUCAACGGGAGGAUGACGAUGUGGAUGCAUUGCUGGCUUCACUAGAGGAAGAGGACGAUUCUGCAUAUCGUGUCCAAAGGAUGCAAGAAUUGAAGGACGCACCAGCGGCUACCGGAACCACAGCCACCUUCGAUACUCUCAAGAAGGACUAUAUCACAUUGACGAGUGAUGAUGAGACACUCAAUUUUACUACCGAGCAUGAUAGGGCUGUGGUUCAUUUCUUCCAUCCUGACUUUUCAAGAUGCAACACUAUGGACGAUCAUUGCCAAGUCAUAGCAGACAAACAUGCUGAAUAUGGCAAUGCAGAUGUUUCGUUCGCCCGGGUCGAUGUCAAGAAUUGUCCUUUUGUCGUGGAAAAACUGGGUGUGAGAGUUUUGCCAUGUGUCAUUGGCUUCGUGAAAGGCGUCGUCAAGGGCAGAAUCACUGGAUUCGAGGGAUUGUGCUGGGACGGAAACGAGCGCAGCAUGAAUGUCACCAAAGCGGUCGAGGAGACCUUUGUCAGCUGGUCUGUCCUGCGGAAGAGGCUGCUUUUGGGCCACAGUGACGAUAGUGGUGAUGACGAUGAGGUCAACGUGCGUGACAGAACGUCGACUCGACGUGGUAUUUCUGGUCGCAAGCAGCAGGUUGAGGACGAGGACGAUGAUUGGGACUGAUCGUGACCUGAGUAUUCAAAGACGGGGUCGAGAAAGUUGUCAGUCCUGCAGAAGUGUAGCGAGGAUUGACCAAGGGAAGCACCGUUAGACCGGAAGCAUCAACGGAGGACGCGAACAGAGUUGGUUGAACCCACUGAUCUGGUCGACGAACUUGCCAUACACUCCACGCUCGAUGACAGUAUACACUGGCGCCACGAAAGACUGAUAUUCUCCUAUAUGCCAUUCGGCAGUCGGCUUCGCCAAUCCGACCCACAUUGAGAUCGGAAGGGGUUUCAAGGAUUGAUGGCCGACUACGCACUUCUUGAAGUCUGUGCGCAGGCGACAAUAGCAUAGAAUGUGGUGGACGUCAGAGACAAUACAUCGUUGAGACCUGGUAGCUAGGUAAUCAGGAGGUGAGAGUAGGAAAAACUACAUGCAUGUGCAAGGCCGGCGUUGUUGCAGAUAGCGGAAAUUAUAUUGGUGGCUUCCAGAAGAGCUGAAG